GUUUGCGGAGGAUGGGAAUGCGGUGGAUCUUCCAGCGAUGCCAAGGAAGGCGCGCACAGCGAUUGGGAAGCGUCCGCACGAGGCAUCGACGCCACCGGUGGCGGAGUCGCCGGGGCACACGGGAGGAGUAGGGGGAGGGGCUGCGGCUCCAUCGAGCACGGUGUCAUCGUCAUCGAUAGCGUCAUUGAAGGCGGAAAAACGGACGAAACCAAGCGCAUCGAAACAGCGGGCUCACAAAUUGCCGAAGGUUACAGCACCAUCUUUGGUGUCGGAGCAAGAAGUGGAAGUGGCGGAGGCCUUGUUCGACCUGGCAAGAAUGUUCUCGCAACCUGCUGCAGCCGUAGUGGAAUCUAAGACCGAGAUAAAAGUGAUACAUAAUGACCUGAAAUUUGAAGCAAAAUUAGAUAGGAAAGUUUCAGCCGGUUCCGGAAGCAGUCUACCACCCCAACCAUCUAAUUCUGCAGCCGUUGCUUCAUCAGUUUGGAAUGCAGCUCCCGCCUCAGGUGCAGCUGUUGUUGGAACUGUCAAGGGUACUUCGCCUGUUUCAGCGUCUGCCGCCUCACCCAUUCCUUCACCUCCAGUAGCGGCUUCAAGCGCAGAGGUUGUGAAACGUAAACGACCUAGGGUGAGAGCUCGAACCGAAGAAGGUUCCGUGCCGCAGUCUAAGACAGGUCCUAAUACAACGAGUACUGUGGCAAAUCCUUCUGGAACUGGCGCAGCUCAAGUGAAAGAUGCGGAUCAAAGCUCAAACAAAGUAUCAGUUGUGGACAGAAUUGUUUCGAAAGUGGAGAGUAGUACCACAGUGACACCCGCUGUGUUUGCGAGCCCUACCAAUGUUGCAAUUUCGUCAAGCAGCACACACAGUAUAGCAGUCGUACCGAGUGGCGUUGCCGCUGCUGGUCCUACAGCCACGGCAACUGAAGGUGGUGCAGUUGGUGGUGCAUUCCCACGUGCGGAUAAGUCUAUUGUGGAAAAGAAGGUUUCGCAAUUGGAGAAGAAGACUUCGCCUGGUGGUGGAAAAGCGGAUGUAGCAAACUCCAACUCGCAAGAAGAGAAGGCUACGAGUUCUCCGGUUCAGGAGAAGAAGAUUUUGGUAAGUGAGUCGGCAGGCCAUGGAACAAUCGCGAAAGUGGAGUUGGAUCCAAUUCUGAGCACCAGCAUUGCUGUGGAGGAAGUAAUCACUAAGAUGGAGCCCGAGAAGAGGCCUUCUCUGCCGCCAGCAGAUGUGGAUCGCGCACCAAAGCGAGAAAUUGACCUCAUGGUGGCUCCAACCAACUUGGAAGAUGCGUCGAGCCCUGAGAAGGACGGUGACAGUGAGGAAUGUGAUGUCCGGGAUGCAACAGAGAAACCUGCGGUUGAUUUGGUUAUUACACCAGGUGUACGUGAUGCUCUGGCGGAUAGAGAACAAGAAAGAGAAGUCUCCGAGCGAGCAGAAAGGGACAAAGUGAAAGAACAGGAGAAAGAGAAAGAGAAAGAGAAACAGAGGCAACAAGAAUUGGAACGUGAUCGUGACGAAAACGAGCGUCGACGCGAGGCUGACAAUCAGAGAGAGUUGGCAAAAGACACGUCAAAAGAGCGGGAAAUAGAUAAGGAAAGGGAACGGUCGGAAAUUAGCAAGGUGGGUGUGCAGAGAUCGAGUAAGGUCAUGAAGGGUGAAAAUGGAAGGACUUCAAGGACAGAACGAGCAGGAUCAGCCGUUGCGACCACCGCAUCACAACUACUUGUCCCAGUUCCUCCUGUACCUACCACUUGUCCUUCUGGUUUGGGCGCGCAUGUCGCGGCACUCCCUAUGUCCAUGGGAAUGCUUGGCUGGCCUGCAGGAAUGCCUGGUAGCAUCCCUGCUAGCUUAGGAUACUAUCCUACGGCAGCGGCAGCGGCAGCAGCAGCGGCGGCACUUUCUGAGGAAAGUUCUCCUGCUAUUCAGUUGCCAUACAUCGUGCCUCCACGACCACAAUUGAAGCGCUGUGCUUUGCACGUGUACAUUGCACACUUCAUUGACGUGCAGCAGCAGUUGAAUCGGCAUCAGACAUUCUUCUCGGUGCCGAACCAGGGGUACCCGAAGUCGUACAACUUGAACGUGCCUCUGGGUCCGUCGGAUGGUGUAUUUGGAGGUAGUCCCAUGAUGGGUGCUGCUGGCGGAGCAGUUGCGAGCGGCUCUGCAGGAGGCGGCGCCAAAAUGGAGGCGACGGAUCGCGGGUUGAAUGCUGCCGCGAUGGCUGCAGCAACAGCGGCGAGCGUGCAGGGAGCGAAAGAGCGGGGAUACAACUUGGAGAUGGUGGGACGGAAAUCGCCGGGGCGGCAGCAACACGGCGGGCAGCAGGCAGCGGCAUUGUCUUUGCAGAGUGGGUUGAUGUUGGGGUUCCCCGUGACUCAGAGCGCGAGCCCGUGUGGCGCGGGCGGUGGUGGUGGGGGAGGUGCGGCGGGAGCAGGGACAGUGGGGGGAGCGAAUGUGAACUUGGUGGGUGGAGGAACGUUGGGUGGGACGAGCGCGGUGGGAGGGAGCAACUCGGCAGUGAUAUUGGGGCCGGGUGCGGUGGGUGGUGCAGGGAGCAACGGAGGGGUGACGUCGGCAGCAGUGCAAGCUCAGUACAUGCAGGCGAUAAUGCAGCAGCCGCAGGGAUAUCCGUUCGGGCAGUUCCCGGGUCCUUUUGGGCCGGCUGCGUUCAAUGGGCCGGCGGCUCACAUGGGUGCCCAGCAGGCAGCGGCACAGUUGUCUGCGGCGGGUGGGACGUACUUCUGCGCAUCACAUGGGUCAGCAGGCGGGACAAGGGGGUCGUGGGUUCCAGUGGCGGGGUCUGGAGCGCACGGUCCGCGGAGCCAGUCACCUUCGCAAUCGGUGCAGCAACAGCAGCAGCAGCAGGGCGGCGGGCACGGGGGUGGUCGGGGAAGUGAGAGGGAGAGUUUGGGGGAGAACGGGUCGUCGAUGGUGCGUGGGUCGGGAAUGUACGGGCAGGCAGUUCCGAGUGCGUCGGCGGGGUCGGCGAGUCCGAGUGUGAACGGCGGGGGUGGAGGUCACGGAGGCGGGGAGUACAAUCUGAUGGUGGGGUUGGGGAAGGUGUCGAAGUCACGGGAGACACAGGCGCAGGCGCAGGCGCAGGCGCAGGCGGGAAGUCAGCAGCAGCAGCAGGGGGUAAAUGGUCAAGGUGGAGGGUCAGGUGGGGGCGGGGGGAGCGUGGUGCAGCAGCAGGGGGGAGGGGUUGGAAAAGGAGCGGAGGGGGGGUCGAGUGGGGGUUAUGGGAUGAGCAUGGGGGGAGCGAUGAACAGAGGGGCAUCAGUGGGGCCGGGGCCUCUGGGAUUGGCUCCGGUAGCGGCAGUGAUGGCACCGCAAGGGCAUGCGAUGAUACAGGGGGUGGCGGAGGGUGGGAGAGGGCAGGGCGGUGGGAGUGGACAUCAGCAGAUGGGUGGAGGCUCAGGUCAUGCAAGUAUGCUACAGCAGCAACAGCAGCAGCAUUUCAUGCAGAUGCAUCAGGCGCAGCAGCAGCAGCUUGCGCAUGCCCAACAUUCGCAAAUGCAGCAGCAGCAGCGUUCUGUUCAAAAUACGAGAAGUGCUGCUGGCGGCGUGGAGGAUAGUCGUGGUGCCUCAGAUGGGGCCUAUCCUGGUGGCGUUAGCCGUUUGCCCGAGCGUGAGGGCGGGGACGAGAGGAAGUUACAUGGCAAGAGAUCGUCUGGAUCAGCAUCGACUUUGUCCAGAGAUGUGGACAGCGCUGGUGGGAUGCAGUCUCAUUCAAUUGGGGGAGGCGGUAUGGCUUCCUCUCGGAUGGUUGGCACUUCUUUGAACCUCAUGGCUCCAACUACUGCUAGCAUGGCACCGAAACCUACUGGGCAAUCCGCUGGUAUCAGUGGAGCUUCUCCUAUGCAGUCGCAUUUGAUAACGGGGUUGAAGCCAGGAGGUGGUAGAUCUAAGGGGAGUGGAGUGUCUGCUCCAGCAGCCUCAGUUGCGCCGCGUAUGUCAACGCAGCCUUCUUUUACAGAGCGUAACGCCGCAGUGAGUGGAUCAGUUGCCGGUAAGGCGGGUCAGAGCAUUCCAUCUGGUCAGGGUGGGAAGUCAGGUCCUCCUGUGCAGCAAAUGCAGAUGAAGCUUAAUCAAAGGCCUGCACCAGGACCUCUGUCUGCUUCGAAUGCAGUUCCUGCAGGUCAAGGGACUCACCUGCAGGAAGCGUUAGCGGCUGCGAUGGCGAAGAAUCCGCAAGGUCAGCAGACCCAUCGGGCAACGCAAGGGGGUGGUAAUGCAAGUGCUGGGUCUAGUCCUAGAAUGGGCACACCAGCGGCGGCGGCUUCUUCCGUGUCCUCGGGUACUGUUCCAGUUCCAUUGUCUCCGAUGGCUCUGCCAACUAAGAGUUCUGGUCUAAAUCCAGGAAAAAGUAAUUCUUCUCAGAAAUCUUACCCGCUGACACAGAAAGGAAAUGCCGGUGCAAGUGGUGGCGGGGGGAAGCGAUCAUCUUCUCCCUCCUCAGGAGUUCCUGUGCCCUCGAUUUUGGGUUCUAGUCUUCUUUCCCAGAGCAUGUCCGGUAAAAGCUCGCAGCAAUCCCACAUGCAGAUUCAAGGGCAAGGGCCAGGCCAAGCGCCAGGACAAAGUCAGGGACUGCAGCAGCAUGUGGGUGGUCAGUCUCAAGGACCGACACAGGGACAGGGAGCUUCUCCCCAAUUGCAGCAGCAGUUACUUCAGCAGCAACACAAGCAGUCGUCGUAUGUACAACAACAACAACAACAACAACAGAUGAUGAUCCGCCAGCACGUGUAUCAACAGCAAUUUCUUCAUCAACAACAACAUCAAUCACAUCAACACUUGCAUCAGCAUCACCAACAGUCUGGUCAUCUACAGGAUUCCCAAGCUGGCCCUCCACAUUCCCAAGUGUCUCAACAUGCUCCAUCAUACCACCAGCAGUCUGGGCAUCAGCAGCAGCCUGGUUCAGGUUCUCAAGCGCAGCAGGUUCAUUCCCAACAACAAAUGCAGCAGCAGCAGCACAUGCAGCCACCACAGCAUGCAUCUCAUCUGCAGCAGCACCAACAAGCAUCGUCUCAUCAACAGCAGCAGUUCGGUAUUCCCGGCGGGAACGGUAGCUUGGCAAUAAGCUCCGGGCUUUCACUGGGCGCGGGGAACACGGGCAGUGGCGUGGGGGGUGGGCGGAGCAGCACGAACUCCGAUGGUGGGGGAGGGGCCCCGAAUGGGAGGGCGGUUCAGUCUACGAAGCAAGGAGGGGGUGGCGGUAUUCCAGGAGGACAGCGGGCGAGCGGCGGGCCGGGAUUUCUGCAACAAUAUGGAAGCGGCGGUGGGGCGUCGUCAGGUCAGCAGCAGUCGGGGAGCCCUCGGAACAGCGCAGCGUCGGGGUAUUCACAGGGGAACUCGAACUCGGGGGCAGCGGGAAGAGCAGGUAAUGGAAAGGGAGAUGGUGGUCAGGAGCAGGCGAACGGGAUGCGGAUGGCGAAAGGUGGAGCGCAAGCAAGGGGUGGGUCGACGAUGGGAAGCGGUGGGGGGAUGCAGGGUUCGUCGCAGCGAGCGGAGGGGGUUGGGGGAGGUGGGAGUAAAGCGGGGGGUGGGGGGUUGAACAGUUUCGGGGAUAUUGUGCAGUCACGGACGAGUGUGAUGAUGACGAGCCCGAGCGGCGGGGCACAGGGUGGUGGGAGUAUGUCGAACGGGCAGAGCAACAUCAGCAAUCCAAAUGUACAGAGUGGAGGAGAUGGAAGGCAUGGAGUGAACGGAGGCGGUGGUGGUGGUGGUGGAGGCCAGAACCAAGGUCACGCAACGUCAGGAACGUCGAUGGGGGGCGGUGGCGUGGUAGCUAGUGGUCCAGUAGUAGCGGUGCUGGGUGCUCAGCCUCCGACGAGUGCGGUGCAGCAGUGAAUUGGUGGAGAGUUGGGGGAGGAUAUAGUUAUGCCUGCAAUUGUCACGAUGCAGAGGAGAGAAGCGGAGUGUUGGUGAUUCAGAUCGUUUUGUGAUGAGCUAGUGCUUAAGAAUUUCGCGACCUUGUCUUUUUGCAGUUGGUGCUUGGUCGUAUAGCAGUACAUGGGAGCACCAUGUAGAUUCGGAGGUUUCUUUACUGGGAUUGGAACUUGGCAUGUGUCCCAUAUGCCUCGAGCUUCGAUCGGCACCUUGUGUUCUGGGGGAGUCUGCCCGAUUUGGAGCCGAAAUCUGAUAUGUUUGAUUCUUUCUCUUCAGGUCGUAGCGUAUGUGCAAGACGUAGAAGUGGUUUGUCUACUGUUGUGCAGAUUGAGACGGGAGUGAUUUUUCACGUACAUAAUAUUUUACAUGUGACGAUUUUGUAGGGAUAGAUGGGUUAUUGUAAAAGCAUGUACAAUUAGGGUGUUUCACACCAUUGCAGUGGGCUUUAAUUGCGCAUUGGAGUUAUACUAAAAUGAAGCGGACAAUAUUGGCAACCCUGGAGAAUUUUACUGGGGUUUGCAUUUUCGAGCAUGAUCUGCGAAUUUUUUUAGACAAUUUCAAAAACGUCGCAUGGUGUGAGUUGUUCCGUCUUUA
Physcomitrium patens is the source of this 6475-nucleotide messenger RNA. The record is from RefSeq and is a predicted model, not a curated record. NCBI's taxonomy places the organism in Eukaryota, Viridiplantae, Streptophyta, Bryopsida, Funariales, Funariaceae.